AUGCCCAAGAGAAAGGCUGAGGAUGAUAAAGGAGAUAAAACCAAGGUGAAGGACGAACCACAGAGAAGAUCUGCAAGGUCAUCUGCUAAACCUGCUCCUCCAAAGCCAGAGCCCAAGCCUAAAAAGGCCCCUGCAAAGAAGGGAGAGAAGGUACCCAAAGGGAAAAAGGGGAAAGCUGAUGCAGGCAAGGGUGGGAAUAACCCUGCAGAAAACGGAGAUGCCCAAACAGACCAGGCACAGAAAGCUGAGGGUGCAGGAGAUGCCAAGUGAAGUGUGUGCAUUCUUGAUGACUGUGUGCUUCUGCUGACUGUACAGUUUGAAGCACUAUUUUCUAUCAAGU
Molecule: messenger RNA, 340 nt
Organism: Balaenoptera musculus (blue whale)
Lineage: Eukaryota; Metazoa; Chordata; Mammalia; Artiodactyla; Balaenopteridae
Product: non-histone chromosomal protein HMG-17-like
Biological process (GO): chromatin organization
Cellular component (GO): chromatin; nucleus
Molecular function (GO): nucleosomal DNA binding
Source: RefSeq, a predicted model, not a curated record